AUGGUGGAGUACUGGGCCAAGAGCAAGAAAAGGCCCGAUAAGAUACUGUUUGUGAAGUACGAGGAAUUGAAGACCGAGCCGAAGAGACAUGUUUCGAAGAUUGCCGAGUUCUUGGGGAGGCCUUAUGUAAACGGUGACGAAGGAGAAUUAGUUGAGGAGGUUUUGAGUAGGUGUUGUGUGGAGAGGCUGAAGAAUUUGGAGGUGAACAAGAAUGGUUCCGUUUUGCUUAAUGUGCCGAAUAGUUCGUUUUUUAGGAAGGGCGAGGUCGGUGGUUGGAAAAACUAUUUGACGGCUAAGAUGGAAGAGAUGAUCGACCAAACAAGCUGUAUCAAGCUUGAGCCCUUUGGCCUCUUUCUUUAGUUUUUGUGUGUGUGU
Molecule: messenger RNA, 375 nt
Organism: Erythranthe guttata (spotted monkey flower)
Lineage: Eukaryota; Viridiplantae; Streptophyta; Magnoliopsida; Lamiales; Phrymaceae
Source: RefSeq, a predicted model, not a curated record